This is a messenger RNA of Bipolaris victoriae FI3, 5370 nucleotides long. RefSeq lists its product as hypothetical. Gene Ontology annotation, molecular function: ATP binding; nucleic acid binding. The transcript has 3 exons. The record is from RefSeq and is a predicted model, not a curated record. NCBI's taxonomy places the organism in Eukaryota, Fungi, Ascomycota, Dothideomycetes, Pleosporales, Pleosporaceae. Bases 1 to 5370 code for a protein of 1789 amino acids. Gene Ontology annotation, cellular component: cytoplasm.
AUGGCCGCCAAUGAGCAGGAUACCACGGAGCAGAUUCUCCAAUGGUACUCCAAUCUCUACAGUCGCCGGGUCGACCUGGUAGGCGACUUCGCAGGGAGCGAGAGAUUUCUCGUACACGGCGAAUCACUCCUACUCCAGUGUUUUAGCGACCCACAUCUCGACUUCGACCCAGGCUACCAAUUACUACACGCCUCGUACACUGUUGAGAAAUAUCUGCAGGGCCUCCUGUCCCGCAGCUGCAACUUCCACAUCGCGUUCUUUAACGAGCAUCAAGAAUUCUGUGUGCCUCAAGAUGCCUCUCCCGCCGUUAGCGAGAAGUAUCUGCUUGCACGAGCAGCCAUCAUUCGUCACCUCAGGGUCAAUCUGCCAGACGCUGUCCCAGAGACUGAAGUCCACACUUUCCCUUCAGUUUCCUCAGUCGAGUUUUCAGAAUACCUACGUGCUACCGAUAUCUACUUUGUGCUCUGUCACGAUGGAGCUUCUUUCACAGACAUCCGCAAGAGGAUGUUGCGACACAAGGACCUCGGCUCUCUCAAGGAUGAGGACCCAAGUGUAAAGGGCCGUCAUCAAAGCUACAAGUCAUCAUUUCGCACUUUUAUCUAUAGCAUGAUGCAGCGCGGCUACAGCGCUGCACUCGUGAAUGGGCUUGAGUGGCAGGACACAAAGGUGGUCACAACAGUCUUGGAGCACGCACGUUCCUUGACCCUAGACGUCUCAUCAGCAAAUCAUCAUCCUGAGAGGAAUGUCACUGACAUUGUCGACCUUUCCCACAUGCGUGGAUUCUUACAAACAAUCAGGGAAUCAUGUGAUCAGCUUCUGACUGAGCGUGAGUAUCUGACAGUGCUUGUCGCUUCGAAGCUUUCAGCCUCAAACGCGAAUCUGUCAUCUAUUCUACUACGACAGGCAGCAGCCCUGUCAGAGCUGGCUUUGUCGGAGCGCAUAUUGAAUCAUCAAGAAAUUCCUGAGGAGGUCAACAACUUCAUUCUAGAGUUUUGUCAUGAAGCGCGCAGGUUCAUCAAUAGUCCGGCAUGGGCAGAAGCUUUCGCCGGUCAUCCAGAUUGUGACUUAGCUGACCUUAUUGACGGGCGAUUGCUCGCUUCUUAUGCCUGCAAGGCUUCGCCAAAGCCCAAUGAGCACUUUGAGGUCCUUCUCAAAGCCACAAAAGCUCUUAACAAUCUUGAUAUCCCACUGCAACCAAGCACGUCUCCUGCUGCAGAAGGCUCACCCGAGACCAGCAGUGAUGACGAAAGCUUCACAUACAAGGUUCUUCCCUUCUCGAACGACGUCUUCGACCCUCACCUAGCCCCAAUUCACCUUGACGUAGCUCGGUCGAGUGGAAAACCAGACCCGACAUCGGCUACCAUCUUUCGUGAAGUCACACAUUGGCACAGCCAAAAGUCUUUGAAUCAAAAGGCGAAAGUGGUCGUAGAAAAAGACCCAAAGAUUGCGAAGAAAGCACUUCGCCGGAAUCAAUUUUUCAUGGCUGAGAUGACUUCGUACGCUGCCAGUCUGACGAAUGCUGUUGGUAAAGUUCUAGACCCAGAGACAAUUACCCUCGGCGACAAGACAAAGCCUGCGCCAUCGAACACGGAAAACAAAAGACCAAAACAAGUGCAGAGACAAAGCACCAAGAACAUCAAUGCCUCAAAACAAGCCAUGCUUGACAGUAUUGCAGCAAGCUCUAAGCGCAAAGAUGAAGAGAAUGCAAAGCAAUGGUAUCAGGCUUGGACGGUUUCUUGCGCAGGAUUCGAAAAGCAGGUUGACCUGGCGUCGCGGUACAACAAAGCCAGACAAUAUUUGGCGGACCGCAGCGAGGCUCAGCGUCAGGUUAUUGGUGCAGAUGUGCGCAUCUACAUGCUAAACGUUCUCCUAGAGAUGUGGGUGCGUUACUGCCGUGACAACGCGAAGGAUAAGGGUCUGUAUGUUGCAGCACUCUUAUUCGAUACUGCACGGACUCUCUGUAAUCACGAGACUGUUACCAAGACCAUUGCGAUAUGCCUCAAAGCUACUAUCGAUCGAUUGAAGUUGCCGAAGCUUCAGGUGCCGUCAGCUCAAGGCGAUCGGAAGCUGCCCUUUAAAUUUGCACUGGAAGACACGUUAGUGUCCGAUCUUGCUUUGACGCUGUCCCCAGAAGAGUUUCAGCUUCUCCAUUGUGGGCCUUACUUUGAUAGGACGAUCGACUCUGCUCCAGACUCUCGUGUACCGUUCGAGCCAGACGCGUGGCAACGACGGGUACUAGAUGAGAUUGAUGCUCGGCGAAGCUUGCUUGUCAUUGCGCCAACUUCGGCUGGUAAAACCUUCAUAUCAUUUUACGCCAUGAAGCAAGUCUUGGAAGCCAACAAUGAGGAUGUUCUGGUUUAUGUUGCACCAACGAAAGCACUUGUCAACCAGAUCGCUGCCGAAAUUCAAGCUCGAUUUUCGAAGAAUUACAAGUACAGUCAAUCUGUAUGGGGUAUUCACACAAGAGAUUACCGUAUCAACAAUCCCACGGGAUGCCAGAUUCUGGUAACAGUACCCCACAUUUUGCAAAUUAUGCUGUUGGCGCCCAGCAACGCCAGGGGUUGGUCUGAAAGAGUGAAAUGGAUUAUAUUUGAUGAAGUCCACUGUAUUGGACAAGCCGAAGAUGGACUGGUUUGGGAGCAAUUGCUACUCAUGGCUCCUUGCCCUAUCAUCGCUCUUUCUGCGACAAUUGGCAAUGCAGAAUCUUUCAACGACUGGCUCUCAGCUAGUCAAAAGGCUGCCGGCAAUGAGCUUGUGAUGGUACAACAUCCGCACAGAUAUUCUGAUCUUCGCAAGUUUGUCUAUACGCCGCCUCCAAAGCGUGACCCAGCGAGCUACUUGCCUCUUCCGGCUAACCGGUCAUUUGCUCAGCUCGGUCUCGAUGAGCAUGCGGAUUUUGCAUUCCUGCAUCCUGUUGCCAGCUUGAUAAACAGGAGCCGAGGUCUUCCCAGCGAUCUAUCUCUCGAAGCCCGGGACUGCCUGACUCUGUGGCAGACUAUGUGCAAACAUCAAACUGAUAAGUACCCUGUCGACAAGUCACUCGAUCCCUCUAAAAUUCUCCCUACUAUCAUCAAGAAGGCAGAUAUCAUCAAGUGGCAAGAUGGCCUCAAAAAAAUUCUCACUGCUUGGAUGGCGGAUGAGGCAUCGCCUUUCGAGAAGGUGCGCAGUGACCUCAGCAGUUCCAUCAACCGUAUUCAGGAAGCAUCGCCCACCGAUGAAGUUAAGGAAGACAGUACUGACAACAACGGAGAAGUGGACGAGCUAGGAAUGGAAAUCAACCAUGACAUUUCCAGCAUACUACCACUGCUAGCCGAUCUGCAGCAACAAGAUGCACUCCCGGGUAUCAUCUUCAACUAUGACCGUGCGAUUUGCGAGAAGAUGUGCCGAACACUCAUGAAGCAACUUGUAGAUGCCGAAAUUGCCUGGAAAGAGACAAGCCCCAAGUGGAAAAUCAAGCUGCAACAAUGGGAAGACUGGAAGAAAGAGGUGCAGAGACGAGAGAAGCAGGGUCUCCGUGGAGAUGCUUCCAAGGGCAUGACCAAGCAAGAUCAAAUGAAGGAGGCGGCUAGCGUUGAAGUUAGCGCUUUUGCCUCAUUUGAUCCGAACAAACCUCUUGAUGGAUUUCACUUUGCCGAUCAUAAGAAGUUGUCCCAGGAGGAGUUUGCUGUACACGCAAAGGAGCUGCGUUACCGUGGUGUAGAAGAGUGGCUGAUUGAUGGCCUCAUGCGUGGAAUUGGAGUCCACCACGCUGGUAUGAACCGAAAGUACCGGUACUGUGUCGAAAUGCUUUUCCGCAAGGGCUAUCUGCGGGUGGUCAUCGCCACUGGUACUUUGGCCUUAGGUAUUAACAUGCCGUGUAAGACUGUGGUCUUCUCAGGUGACUCUGUCUUCUUGACAGCUCUCAACUUCCGCCAGGCAGCCGGUCGUGCCGGUCGUCGUGGUUUCGACAUGCUCGGAAACGUCGUCUUCCAUGGCGUGGCACUCAGCAAGAUUCACAAGCUCAUCAGCUCCCGACUCCCUGACCUCAAUGGCCACUUCCCUAUAACCACUACUUUGGUUUUGCGGUUGUUCACUUUGCUGCACUCGUCAGGGAAUGCGCCUUUUGCUGUCCGUUGUGUCAACGCUCUGCUGUCACAACCGCGAUUGUACCUGGGCGGCGAGGAUGCGAAGAUGACAGUGCUCCACCAUUUGCGAUUCUCUAUCGAGUAUCUCCGCAGGCAGUAUCUUCUUGAUGCACAGGGUACCCCCCUCAACUUUGCGGGCGCUGUCUCACAUCUCUAUUUUACGGAGAACUCAUCAUUUGCAUUCCAUGCGCUACUGAAAGACGGAUACUUUCAUGAGCUGUGCGCCAAGAUCGACACAAACAGGGAGCAGGUUCUACGUGAGCUCAUGCUCACAAUGUCGCACUUAUUUGGUCGAAGGUAUUGUCGACAGGCAGAUGAAGAGUACGUCCAGGAAGUGGUCAAGAAGAGCCCGUCAAUUGUGUUCCUACCGGCAAUGCCAGAGACGGCCACCAACGUCUUGCGCCGUCACAACAAGACUACGCUCGAUAUAUUCACUGCUUAUGUGCGUACAUUCGUCGACCAGCAUGUACAACACCCAGACAACACUCUGCCCUUGACCGAAGUCACCGCCGGCAGCAAGACCCCAAGUUCUGGUGUGACCCAGCCCCAAAACAUCAAGGCUCGCUCAACCUUUGUUGCCUUGUCUGGCCACGACGACAAAUUCGAAUCUCUGCACGACCUCUGCUCCACCAGCCGUUCUGGCGUCUUCCUUGAAGAAGCCGUCGUUCCCCACGUCGGUCUCUACCCGGAAGACUCUGAACUCCCUCUAAACGCCUACCUCUACGACUUCUUCCAACACGGCGACGUCGAAGCCCUGAUCAAAGCCAACAAGAUCCGACGCGGUGACGUCUGGUUUGUCCUCAACGACCUCAGCAUGACCCUCGCCACCAUCACCACCAGUCUCUCCAGCUUCCUGGGUCUCGCCACCGAAUCCGACCUCGACUUCAUCGACGUCCGCGGCGGCGGUGACGACGAAGAGGAAAACCGCGAAGACAAAAUGCUACCCAGUGAUACGGCCACGGAAGCCAGUGCCACCACUGCUGGCUCCUCGAACAAGGGCGCGUUCAAGCAGGAAGUUACUAUCCAGCUGAAGAAGAAGGCCAAGAAGAAGGUCGAGGAGAGCUGGGAGGAUGAGAUGGGGAGUGAAGAGGAGGAGUCUGAGGUUGAGGAGAGUUGGGAUGCUGAGGAGGAUGAGGACAAGGAACCCCCUGCGUGGGAGGAAGGAGAGGGCUUGCUGAAUGUGCUCAAGGCGUUUAAGGCAUUGAAAGAGGAGUUUGAUAUGAAGUUUAGGGCUAUGUGGGCUUAG